Molecule: messenger RNA, 2502 nt
Organism: Hirsutella rhossiliensis
Lineage: Eukaryota; Fungi; Ascomycota; Sordariomycetes; Hypocreales; Ophiocordycipitaceae
Product: ring finger domain-containing protein
Exons: 2
Coding region: 1-2502 (833 amino acids)
Source: RefSeq, a predicted model, not a curated record
AUGAGGCCGCCGCGCAUCGCCAUCCUCGCCCUCUUCCUCGCCGCCUCCAUCUUCAUCCUCGGCCGGGCCUUCACCUCGGCCAGCCGUCCACGUGCCUCGUCCUCGUACACCGCCGAAGCCCGAUCCACCAGGUCCGUCUUCGGCUUCAUGUACUACAACACGCCCUUUUCGCUCUUCCCGCCAAACGCCGCCAUCAGCUUGACCGACGACAACAGCACCUCCUUUGCCGCCCGGCCCGCCGCCUUUGGCCCGAAGCUGGCUGCCCACGGCUUGAGCGGCCAGCUCUGGGUCGGCAGUGGCUUUGCCGAAGACAGCCAGGACGGCGAUGGAGAGUUGGGUUGCAGCGACCUUCCCGGCUGGGGGAGCGGCAAUACGAGGGCAGCUCUCAGGAAUUCAUUUCGAGCCGACAUUCCCCGAACCGCCGCCUCCCAGCUCAAGUCCGGCCAUCCCAAGCGUGCCGGACUGCUACUCGACCCUGACCACAGGGAAGCCAUCACCCGACUUCGAACGAGAUCCGAUGUUGAAGGUGCCCAUGACUCGGAUGAAUUGGGCCAUGCCUCCGUCUCGCGGCGUGACACCGCCUCCUCCUCGGCCCACGCCGAUAUACAGUCCAUCCAAGAAGCCGCCGAGAUACAGGGCAAGGUGGUGCUCCUCAUGCGCGGUGGCUGCGGCUUCUUGGAAAAGGUCAUGUGGGCUCAGCGACGAGGAGCCAUAGCCGUCAUUGUCGGCGACAACCAAAAGGGUGGGCCCCUCAUUCAGAUGUUUGCGCACGGCGACGAGGUCGACAACGUGACGGUUCCAUCCGUAUUCACUGCCCGGACUACGGCGCACUUGCUGUCGUCUUUGACCCAGCCGGGGAGCUUUAUCGAGGAUACGCUCGACGACAGUGGGAACCCCGUGCGCAAGGUACAACAGGGCCCCAAGAGCCGGCAGGACGCCAAGAAGCGAACAUUGGUUCCUGGCAGAACAGCAGCCCUUCGUGGCGCCGCACCUCCCAGUUCGGGAGUCAAGCGGGGCCUCAGUGAUACGACGGACAAGCCUACACCAAACGCGCUUCGAAAGCGCAGCUGGCUGGCGAGAAUGUUUGGCUGGCGUCAGUCGCCUCUCACCAGCGAUGACGAGAGCCGACCACCCAGCAGCGGACGCCUUGACUGGCCUUCAACUGGGAGCUCCACUGAGGAGGCGGGCAAGGGCAGUCUGAGCAAAUCAACGAAGUCCAAAACAUCUAAUGAUGGCUUCGUCAUCGGUGUGCAGGACUGGCGGGACCCAGAUCUCGUAGGCAGGUCGCCCAAGAAGAAGGGCACAGCCGCCGCCGCCGCGAAGGCCGACCAAAAGACGCCGCCGAGUAGCAAGAAGCACGAGGGGUCGAGCAAAAGCGCCCCCGAGGCCAACGGCCCCAAGGGCGGGAGCAUUACGCCAGGAAGCGGCGAGUACAAUCCGAGCAAAGCGACGCCCAAGGAUGGCAAAGAGACCGCGACCAAAGCUGACGGCAAGGGCCACGGUCUCAUUUCGAAGCUUUUUGGUGAUGAAGACGGUGCCGCCGCUGCUGUCGACGGCGCCAGCGAAAAGCAUUCCCACGACGCUGAGAGUCAGAGUGUUCCCAACCACAAUCACGACUUUGAGACACACGAGGGGCUAUGGGUCACCAUAACCCCUACGAGCAGCGCAAGCCCCUUCUUCGAUACCCUGCUCGUGCUCGUCAUCAGCCCACUAGUCACCUUGACCGUUGUGUACGCGCUCUUGAUUGUUCGUGCCAGGAUCCGGAGACGGAGAUGGCGAGCGCCCAAGUCGGUCGUCGACCGUCUCCCUGUUCGGACGUAUCACACGGUAGCACCGUCGCCCAGCUUGUCCCCGAGACUCCCAUCCCCCUCCAGCGCAAGCCCCACGACGCCUUUGCUUCAGCACAGCCCCGCAAGACCGCGGCCGCGCUCGAGAACGACGACUGGGGUCUUGCAGAGCGAGAACUUCCUGGUCCCGAGCGCCGCCGUGCCGACGCCUCAGGCCCCUGUGCGAAACGGCGCUCGAGCCGAGCACGAAAAGGGCUCCGCGGGCUUCUCUGCCGAGUGGAGGAAGUACAUGGGCAGACAGGUAGAGUGCGUCGUGUGCCUGGAGGAGUACGUCGAUGGCGUGAGCAGGGUAAUGAGCUUGCCCUGUGGCCACGAAUUUCACGCCGACUGCAUAACUCCCUGGUUAACUACUCGCCGCCGAACAUGUCCCAUUUGCAAGGGAGACGUGGUCCGAUCCCUGGCUCGCAGCGGCCGCGACAGCUCACGGUACGAGCCGUAUCACGACGGGCCUGACGAUGAUGUCGAAGCCGAGGCUUCGAACUCUCGUCCGAUUGAGGGGUCCUCGGAUCCCGAGCGAGGCAUCCUAUCCCCGAGAGGUCGUGGCACGCCUCAGUCAGGACGGCAGGAGGGGUGGCUUGGGCUGCUAUCGAAUAGUUUCGGCUCCAGAACCAGGCAUCGGUCUCAAACCCCCCCGGCAGAGGAUCGCAACCGAUGA